AUGUUCGAGCUUGUGGGCCUGUCCUUUCCGGACCAGGUCCCACACCGCCAACAUCGAGCAAGAAUCGGACAGCACGGCGUUUCACUUGGCAAUCAAGGUCGACAGGAAGAGCAAAUAUGCGAAGAUGAUACGAAUGCUACUGUUGACUUGGCUGAUGAGGAUCUGAAUGGUGCUAUUACUGUGGGCGACGGACCUAUCGCUACGACUCGUACCACUUGGCUCAGCAGUCCAUAUUCUACUCUGGGGUGCAAUCUUGUAGACCCAUUCGAUAGCCUAUGUGAAAACCCUGAACGAUUGCGACAACUUCUGAGACAUCGUAUGAACCCGUCUCGUCGAUUUGCUUUUGCAUCAGCAAGAUCUGCCGGUGAACCAUUGUUUCGGAUUGACCAACAAACCAAUUUGGUCAUAUUUCAGGGCUUCCAUGUAAAGGAUUCCCCAUUGCCUUUCUUGGCUGAUAAGACGCUAUUCCAUGCUCUAUCUCUCCUGCUUGCUUCGCAGGCCAACGACCACCUACCCAACUAUGAGACUCUGCAUCACCGUGGUCAGGUGCUCAAGUCUCUCAGACUAGACCUGUUGCACUCUCGUAAUGGCGUACCAUCACUGCAAGUCAUCACGGCCAUUCUGAUGCUUAUCAGUUAUGAAUACCGAGUGGGGGACACCCAGUCCAUCCAUUACACAGCCGGUUUGCAUAUUCGUGGGCUUCAAAGAAUGAUCUACCGACCCGAUAUCCUAGCCAGCGGGUAUAAUCCCGAACGCGUCCAGCAGUUACAACGCGCUUUAUUUUGGCAGGACAUAAUAUGCUCCUUGGCGACAGGUACGCCUCGUCUGCUACCAUUUGUUCAUCAUGGUGCUUUCGAUCACUUACGAGAAGACAAAAUAUAUGCCAGCUGCUUUGCUUUGCCAGAGGGACUCACGCCACAUAUUGGUAGCUGGCCUGAGACAUCGCUAGCCGUGUUUGAAGACCUCAACGCCAUGUGUCAGCUUGUGGACAGAAUGCACGGGCAAAAUACAUCGACACACUUGUCCGACAGUGAUGUGAAUACUACCACCGUCCCUGUACCACUAAUGGAAGAUUUAGAUGACGAGGGUUACCCACUGUACAACAACCAAGCCGAUUUGGAGAUUCGGCUCGUGGAUCUUCUCAGUCAGACAACAGGAGCAAAUCCUCAUAAUCAGGAUGACUUGAUCUACAGAGCGUGCCUUUUUGCUGCAUAUCUCUGUACAUACAGACUCUCUUCAGGUCUUUGGGAAGGUCAAUACGUUCCAGAGAAGUGUGUCACAGAGAUAUUGAGGUGCAUGGCAGACUUCACAAGACACAUGUCACCGUGGAAGCUUGCGCCUGACAUAUCAUUUUGGCUAUUAAAUGUGGCAGGCGGCCUGACGAAGAACCAGUUCAAUGGAAAGCAAGCGGCAGCGUUGGUACAACGGUACCGGUCUUUUUAUCCAACUGGUUAUAAUCAGGACUGGGAGGUGGUUGAGGUGAGGUUAAGGAAGUUUGUAUGGUGCGAACACACAAUGAAGUCAAAUCUUUAUCGAUUUUGGCAAGAAUGUCAGAAUAUCUAA
Messenger RNA from Fusarium venenatum, 1563 nucleotides. NCBI's taxonomy places the organism in Eukaryota, Fungi, Ascomycota, Sordariomycetes, Hypocreales, Nectriaceae. The record is from RefSeq and is a predicted model, not a curated record.